CAAGUCCGGAUGACGUGCCGGGAACGGGGGUGGGGGGUCACGUGGGGCGCGGGCGGCGAGACUCUGAGCCCAGGGCGCCCCUCGGCUGCUGGCUCCCGGCCUUACUAUCCCUUGCCCCUGUCGUCUGCGACAAGGUUUCUGUCUAGUGCGUUGCCAGGUGCCUCUGGACGCGCCAGGCUGGGGCUCCCUCCGAGCGCCCCGUGGGGGCCAUGGAUGGCGAGACAGCAGGGGAGAAGGGGAGUCUUGUACCCCCACAGGGUGCGCUCGGUGGGCCCGCCUUGGGCGGCGCUCCGGCCCCGAGUGUGCGACGGGAGCCCAAGAAGUACGCGGUGACUGACGACUACCAGUUGUCCAAGCAGGUGCUGGGCCUCGGGGUAAACGGCAAGGUGCUGGAGUGCUACCACAGGCGCACUGGGCAGAAGUGUGCCUUGAAGCUCCUGUACGACAGCCCCAAGGCCCGGCAGGAGGUGGAGCACCACUGGCAGGCCUCAGGCGGCCCUCACAUCGUGCGCAUCCUGGACGUGUAUGAGAACAUGCAUCACGGCAAGCGCUGCCUCCUUAUCGUCAUGGAAUGCAUGGAAGGUGGUGAGUUGUUCAGCAGGAUUCAGGAGCGCGGUGACCAGGCUUUCACUGAAAGAGAGGCUGCAGAGAUAAUGCGGGACAUUGGCACUGCCAUCCAGUUCUUGCACAGUCAGAACAUCGCCCACCGGGAUGUGAAGCCUGAAAACCUACUCUAUACAUCCAAGGAGAAGGAUGCUGUGCUUAAGCUCACUGAUUUUGGCUUUGCCAAGGAAACUACCCAAAAUGCCCUGCAGACACCCUGUUACACUCCCUAUUAUGUGGCUCCUGAGGUCCUGGGUCCCGAGAAGUAUGACAAGUCAUGCGAUAUGUGGUCCCUGGGCGUCAUCAUGUACAUCCUUUUGUGUGGAUUCCCACCUUUCUACUCCAACACUGGCCAGGCCAUAUCUCCAGGGAUGAAGAGAAGGAUUCGCUUGGGCCAAUAUGGUUUCCCCAAACCUGAGUGGUCAGAGGUCUCUGAAGAUGCCAAGCAGCUAAUCCGCCUGCUCCUAAAGACAGACCCCACAGAGAGGAUGAACAUCAUGCAGUUUAUGAACCAUCCUUGGAUCAAUCAAUCAAUGGUGGUCCCACAGACCCCACUCCACACAGCCCGAGUGCUACAGGAAGACAAAGACCACUGGGAUGACGUCAAGGAGGAGAUGACCAGUGCCCUGGCCACCAUGAGGGUAGACUAUGACCAGGUGAAGAUCAAGGACCUGAAGACCUCUAACAACCGGCUCCUCAACAAACGGAGGAAAAAGCAGGCGGGCAGCUCAUCAGCCUCACAAGGAUGCAAUAACCAGUAACUCAGGAGGCCUUGGAGGAGCCAGAAUGACAGACUGCAAUGUCCUGAGGCUCUGGCCAGGGGGGGCCGGAGUCAUUCUUAUAACAAAACAAUAAUUCUGUUGUCUUAAUACAUCACAUUCAACUUGAGGAUGAAGAGCUUGGCCCAAGAGUCCCAGCCUAAAUCUCAGGCUCUAGAAAGCUGCUGGGUCUCAGGGAUGGGGAGCCCUCUGCUACAGCUGAAGCAUCUUUGUGGCUUGCUUGGCUGAGGGCACAGCUCUGUUCUGUCUUAAGACAUAGCCUUACUUCUAGGCCACUGGGAGUUGUGGCGGACCUAAGGCUUUUUUUUUUUUUUUUUUUUUUUUUUCCUACAAAGCCAUAUCCUGCUGUGUGGGCAGAUGGGUCUGGCCUUGAGAAAGGUAUCAGGCCAUUGGUUGCUAUGGCGACCAGAGGCCAUGUUGCUGUCUGUGAAUACAAAGGAGGAAGGAGGGACAAUCAAGGGUCUACCUUCUUGGGAAGGUUUGUCUCUCAUACACUGGCUGCCCCUCCCCAGGCUCGCUUCUUUUUGGUCUGCCAGAGGCUGCAGAGCCCAGCUUGCUUACUUCCCUGGGUGGCCUAGCCAUGCCUUACUGUAGCACCAGCCCAUAUGACACCCAGAGAGAUCCACUCUGUCUGGGGCCAAGCAUCCUGUCACUACCCCCUUACCCAAAAGGGAACUUUUCAUCUCAAUUGAAGGUGUGGGUAUGUGUGUUGGGGGCGGGUAUCCUUAACCUUUUUCCAUUUUGGAAAACUUCACUGUGACAAAAGCCCCCCCAUCUUUUACUGCUCACCGGGUCUCAGGUAGGAUAGCCCCUGACUGCUGAUAGCACGGGCUACCUUUGGAUAUACUUUGUGAAGGGGAGAGCUUGGCUCCCUGUUAUCCAGGACCUCUUUCUGUACUCUGAUCAGGCCUGAGUGGUGAAGGGCUGCUGGGCCAUGCUUCCAAGGUCUGGUCCUGGCUUUAGCCUGAGCUGGAGCAGAGAGGGUCCUUCUUGGCUGACUCCACAUUUAGCCAGCUCUUCCCUGCCCUGCCCUGCCCUGCCCUGCCCUGCCCAGCCCAGUCCAGGUUAGCGUCCAGGCGCUGGGUGCUUGAUGGGUGAGCUGACAAGUGCCUGGCACCCAGCCUAGUUCCUAGAUCCUGGCCUUUCUCUCUGGCUGAGAAACCUUAGGUCUUAUCAGUUAGAACAACGCUGCUGGAUUUUACAUCCAGAUAUUAAUAAACACAUUUUUAACAUUUUUCCAAUGA
This is a messenger RNA of Meriones unguiculatus (Mongolian gerbil), 2626 nucleotides long. RefSeq names its product MAPK activated protein kinase 3 (gene Mapkapk3). Bases 210 to 1364 code for a protein of 384 amino acids. NCBI's taxonomy places the organism in Eukaryota, Metazoa, Chordata, Mammalia, Rodentia, Muridae. The record is from RefSeq and is a predicted model, not a curated record. Gene Ontology annotation, cellular component: cytoplasm; nucleus. The transcript is spliced from 11 exons. Gene Ontology annotation, molecular function: mitogen-activated protein kinase binding; calcium-dependent protein serine/threonine kinase activity; ATP binding. Gene Ontology annotation, biological process: response to cytokine; peptidyl-serine phosphorylation; intracellular signal transduction.